Messenger RNA from Toxoplasma gondii ME49, 13256 nucleotides. RefSeq lists its product as hypothetical. Gene Ontology annotation, biological process: mRNA processing; protein ubiquitination; ubiquitin-dependent protein catabolic process. Gene Ontology annotation, molecular function: ubiquitin protein ligase activity. The record is from RefSeq and is a predicted model, not a curated record. The transcript is spliced from 4 exons. NCBI's taxonomy places the organism in Eukaryota, Apicomplexa, Conoidasida, Eucoccidiorida, Sarcocystidae. Gene Ontology annotation, cellular component: nucleus. Bases 755 to 12703 code for a protein of 3982 amino acids.
UGUGUCGUCGCUCCACGCUGUUUCCUUCCACUUUCAUUGUCUCAGUCCUCUUUUACACUCGCCUCCCCGGCGUCACCGCUCUCUGUUUCGACGCCGAGGCGAGAAACCAGCCGCAAAAAAAGGUACAGGUUCUCAGCGCGCCGCUCUCGCGGCUUCCCCGUUGUAGUGUGCACCGUUUCUGUCGGGAAAUUCAUUUUUUACGCUUUUUUAAUCACCCAUGUCGACGCAGCUCUUCUUCUUUGCUGGAGGCCUUCCCCUCCUCGCAGUUGCAGUCUAGUGUGCCCCGUUGUGUCUUGCACCCUCCACCGUUCUUUUUCUUCUUCUUCCACCGUUCUUCUUCUUCCACCGUUCUUCUUCUUCUUGGCCUUCCCCUCCUUUUGAAGGAGCCGUUCCCUGUUUCAGAGGACGUUCUCCACCGGAACAAUUGCAGGUUUUUUAGUAGCUUUCUUCUUCGUUUCCUCGGAAAUACGGCGCGGUGUGCGUACGCAGACGGAUCCGUUGAGGGGGACCUCGCGGGGGAGAGAGCGGCGGUCCCGAUCCGCAGAUCCUUUCUCUUCCCUCUUUCGUCACACCGACCUUUUUUGUCCCUCUCUCUCAUGGCCUGGUAGCCACAGUCGGUUUUUUAGGCCUGUUUUUCUUGUCUCGGAGAAUCUCCUUCUCGCUAUAGCCCGACUCUUCGGUCUGCUGCGUCCACUUUCCUUCUCUCUACCUGAGAGUUGCCUCUGUCUUCUUCUUCUGUCUCCGGCUGUCUCCGAUGUCUCCUUCGGGAGCAUCGCCUCCGAAGGCCCCGCCGUGGGCCGCAGUGGCUCGAGCGCGGCUACCGGCGCCGUUCGUCUCCGGACUCGAGACAGGCGCGGUGGGCGAGUCCGCCUCAGGCCUCCCGGCAGGAAGCAGCGCUGAGGAAGGCGAACAGUCUUCUUCUCUGGGGAGUGGAGAUGAGGAAGACAUGGCUUCAGGCUCGACGCUUCUUCUCCUCUCGGCAAUUCAGAAGGAAAUCAGUCGCCAUCCGCUCAUCGAUUGCGGGAACAGCACCCCUCCACUCACGCCUCGCUCUCCGGUAACUCCUCUCGAUGAUGCGCUGCCCUCUCCUCCUCCCCCCUCUCCUCCCUCUCCUUCUCCUCCUUCUCCUUCUCCUCCUUCUCCUUCUCCUCCUUCCCCUUCUCCUCUAACGUUUUCGUUCUCUUCGUCUCCGUGCGCAGUUGCGCCGCCUUCGCCUUCAGGCGCUUCUCUGGGCGCUCGACGGGUCUCUGCGGUGCGCCGCGCGCGCGAGGCCCCCUGCUUCUUGGAGCCUGUGCCGGAGGAGACAGGGCAGGACGAGGGCAGCGCGGCGUUUCCGCCUGUGCGGUUCCUCGAGGCGCGGGCAGAGGAGGCGUCCUCCACAUGCGUCUCGCUUCUUCCUGAGAGAAGAGCUCUCGCUCCGCGCACAACGAACCAGCCGCUGGAUGUGGAGAAGCGCCCCGGUGGAGAGGCGCCGUUUCUCCAGGAGUUCCGAGGCGACAGCGAGAGAGAGAGGAGAGAGGCGAAUGCGCGAGACGCGCGCGAGCGUUCCCCACACUGCGCAGGAAGUGGAGACGCUCCAGGAACAUGCGAAAGGGACCUGCGCGAGGAGACAGAAGAGACAGAGGAGAGAUCGUUCGCCUUCGUCGCAGGCAACAGUCUCCAUCAGUCGGAUCUGGUCACCAGUGGAGGACGAGAGGGAGAGCUCGGCGAUGGGCGAGAAGAUCCGGGGGGACGGAGAGCGAAAGUGGAGAGAGAGGAAAAAGACAAUGGGGAGAAAACGCGCCUGAGACUUCAAAUCGCGAGACUCAGAGUCACUCUCCAAGCCCAGGAAGCCGAUCUACAGAGAGAGCGAACCCAGAAGGCGGAUCUCCAGAGAGAGCUGGAGAGAAGCGUGACUCUGCUGGCGGCGCGAGGAGACACACUUGGCCGGGAGGAAGAGGACCUGCAUGCGUUGUCUUCUCCCUUGCUGCUGCAGAAACUUGAAGGCAAACAGAGAGAGGCUCUUCUUCGAGCGAAAAUGUCAGAAGCUGCGGAACUCGCGGAAGUUCUGCAAGCCCACAAAGUCCACACGCGGGCGGCGACGGCGGCGCUCCAGGAGGAGCUCGGCUUCGCCUACAGGAAAAUUCAAGAGGUCGAGAACGUCUCUGCCGCAUUCGAGCAGCGAGUGUCUCAGCUGCAAUCGGAAGUAUCUUCUCUGCGAACCUCGUCCGCAGCACUGGAGAGGCGGCUCGCAGCAGAGAUUUCUGCGUUCGCGGCUCGCGAGGCUUCCCUGGCCGCGGCGUUGUCGGCCGAGGAGCAGCGAGUCGCUUCGCUCGAGCGCGAGAACGCCGAGCAGGCACAGCGACUUCUGCGAGAAGAAGAAAAUGCGCAGCGUCUCUGGCGAGCUCAGAACGCCUUGAGGGAGAUGCAGGCGGAGCUCGAUGAGGCCCGGCGGUCGCUGGCGAGUGUGGGGUGUCUCGCAGCUCUGCGGGGGGUCGAAAGAGAGACUGGGGGCGAGGAGCCUCGGGAAGAAGGCCUUCACGAGCUCGGCCAGGACUUUCUGCUGCGCCUGGAACGCGAGGAAUGGUCCGAGGCGCGGCGGAGUCUGGAGAGCCAGGUGAAGUCUUUGGAGGAGGACCUGGCGACCGAGAAGACGGAGCGGAGACAGGCGGCUCUCGCCCUCGAAGCCGCCGAGAGGCAACUCCUCGCCGCAGAGGAGGCGCGCGAACGACAACGAGAAGGCGAGAGAAGGCGAGAACGAGAGAGAGAACAGGAGAGAGAGGAAGAGAGAAGAAGAGAACGAGCGAGAGAACAAGAGAGAGAGGAAGAGAGAAGAAGAGAACGAACGAGAGAACAGGAGAAAGAGGAAGAGAGAAGAAGAGAACGAGAGAGAGAAGAAGAGAGGAAAAGAGGACGAGAGCGAGAACAAGAGAGGGAGGAAGAGCGGGAGGCACUCGCGGAGGGUCUGCGAGAGCGGGAGGCGAGGUUGCAUGCGGCUUUGGUGAAGAUCGAAGAACUGGAAACUGAACAAACCAGUCGAGAGAUCUGGACAGCUGAAGAGAUGGAACGCCUCGCUGCAAAGGUCAGGGAACAAGAAGAACAGAUCGGCGAUCUAAGAGAGGCGAUUCGUCGCCACGGAGAGACCGAGCAGCAGAGACGAGACGCAUGGGAGAUGGAGCGCGAGCGCGAGAGGGAAGAAACUGAGCUGCGAAUCCGGGGGCGAGAGGAAGAGAUCCUCGUCCUCCAAGAAGAGAUGCGUCGCAGAGAAGAGGUCGCACGCGAGAGCGAGAACGAGAGAGCAGCUCUUGCAGUGAAGGUGAAGGAACAAGAGGCAAGCCUCGUCGCGCUCAGAGAGACACUGCAGCAGAGGGAGAGGAGACAGGAGGAAUAUGCUGUAACAUGGGAGAGAGGAGACCGAGGCCGGGAUCGGAGCGACGAGAUCGUGACAGAGGAGACACUCCGAAAGCAAGAGGAGGAAAUCGCUGCAUUGAGGGCGACCGCGAAAAGUUGGGAGACAGAGGUCGCUAUCAUCGUUGAACAUCUGGAGGCGAAGCACGAGACACUGCAUACGCAGUACACUGCGAUUUCUCGUCUCAACCGCGAGCUCACCUGCCGGAUCGAAGAACUGUUGGCGGCGCUUGCGCUUCGACAAAGACAGCAAGAGAAGAAAACUGAGGAAGAAAGGAUGGCAAAGGAAGAAGAGGGAGAAGAGAGGGGAGAGCGAAAGGACUGUCUCGACGGCACCCUCGAGGAGCGCGAGAAGGAAGAAGAGAGCGAGGCUGGAGAGGGACAGAGCGAGAAGCAGCGCAUGUUCGCUGUUGCAAACAUUCGUGCGAGUGGAAACCAGACGAAGAAGCAGGAAGAAGACGUCGACCAGGAGGCGUUAGGAGAGAAGGAGACCGAGGAGGAACAGGAGUGGGGAAGAUCAAUUGGAGCGCCGGGCGACGACUGUUCUGGGGGCCUCUUCUUGACGAUGCCUCUGUCCGCGUCUCCGUCGUCGGCCCCAAGCGUCCGCUCGGAUGCGGGAGCGGCGAUCCCGCCAGUCUCCCCACAGAAGGUGUCUCCGUUUUUGAACGUGCAUCGCCAGAGGGCGCGCGAGCUGCUGGAUGCGUCGAGUGUGACGAGCUCAUGGGAGUCUGUGAAGUCGGAGGGAGGGCCUGCUUCUUCGUUUUUUGAUGGCGGGAGGAGCUUUCCUUGGUCUGGCGAGGCGGUGCCGCUGUCACUGUCUCUGUCUCUCUCUCGGGUGUCUGAGCAGCAGACGCCACCUGACCUUUUUGCGCAGCUUGAGCGGGAGAUCUGCAGGUUCAGGAAGGUCGGGAGUCUCUCGCGUUCUUCGCUGAGAAUGUCUCCGCAGCCUCGCGGGCUUCCUGGCCUCUCGGCGCUUUCCAGAGACGGCGACCGAUUCAGUGUGAGGCAGGCGCGAGACGGCGAUGAGGAGAGACACGACGACGAGGACCUGGGCUCCUCCAGAGCAAUCCUCGUCUGGGCGCUGGGAGAGCUACGAGCUCUCCUGGCGAAGCGAGAGCAAGAAGAGGCGGACGCGAACAGAGGAGGAGAGGACGGAGACCUCGAGGGAGGAGCGAGGAAAGAAGAGGACGCGCGAGAGCCGAGAAGAGAGCGAGAGAGGAAGACGAGAGACACUGGGGAUGAGAGCGACGGGGAGUGCCUGAAGCUUCUGCAAGCUGAGCUCGGACGGCUGAAAAUUCUGUUGGACGAAGCAGAGAGCGUGAAGGAAAACAGCGAACGAGAACUGCGUCUGCUCCUCUCCAGGCAGCGCGGCGCCGCGGCGACCUUCUCCGUGGUGUCUGUAGACGCAGCAGCUCUGCCGCCACCUGUCGCUACCAGUGACGCUGGAUGUCAGACGAAGAAAAACUUGAAAAAUGCUUUCCUCGCCCAGCCCCUCCGCCAGGCUGCACAGGCGCCCCUCCACGAUCAAGUCACAAGAAGAGAUCAAGGCUCCCAAACCGAGGAGAGUGCAGCAAGGCGAGAGGAAACAGAGGACGGGGAAGAAGCAAGAGAGGACAGAAAGGUUGCAAGGGGAGACCAAGGAGAAAAAGGAGAUGUGACUGUGGAGGGACAAGGUACGGAGGGAGUCGAGGGUACCUCUGUGAGUGGAGUGGGUGUUCAGACGGAAAACGCUUGGCUUGCUGAGUUUUCUCUGGACUUUGUGUCGCCUUCGUCUCCUGCUCUCCCGCUUCCUCCCUCCGCGCAGUCGCGUUUUUUGUGGGAGGCUCGCGCUGGCGAGUUGCAUGCGCUGGACGCGCGCAAAGAGACCGCGAGCGAGAGCGGCCACAGAGCACAGACAGACGCAGCGAUCCAGACCGACAGGGAGCAAGGAGUGGAGACAGCAGUGCAGACGGAGACCGCGGAGGCACGCUGCUGUCUCCACCCGUGUGGGGUGUGUGCGUCGCCGUCUCCGCGCGCCCCAGUCAGGCACGUGAUGCUUCAGUGCUGUCUCCAAGGGCGGGAGAGGGGACUGGUCGCCAGUGGCGGGGAGGCGAAGGCGAGGCCGCGAGACAGAGAGCGCGUCGGGAAGAGAGAGCUGGCGCUCGGCGAGAAGACAGAGAGAGAGCAAGGCAGAGGCAGACGAGCAGGCGACGAGGACCUCGCAGACAGCGACGACGCGACAACGGAGCCCGGAGACUCGGCUUCCGAAGACAGAGAAGAAGAGCACCACCACACAGAUGAAGGAGACAGCGGAGACAGUGUGGGGUGGGGAGGGGGCCGAAGCCGGUCGGCGCUCGAGUCGCGGGAGGCGUCGGCGGAAGCGCGGGGCUUUCUCGGGUGCAAGCUGGAAGACAGGAGGAGACACGGAGACAGCAGUCUGCCUCGCCGGAGUGGACGGCGAGAGAGACAGGUGCAGGCUGCUGUCGAGGAGCGCGGCAGAAAAUCGGCAUCUUGCCUCCGUCUGAGGAACACCCAGGGAGGGAAAGGGCAUCGCGGCAAAGAGGGGAGAAGAUUUCUUCACUGGCGAGAGGAAGAGUUCGGGAGCCACCGCCCGGAGGCCGGAGAGAGGAGGAGAGAACGCGAAGGAACGAGGAGAGAGGAGACAGCGCGAAAGGCAGGAGGGCGCAGAGGGGGGAACCGAGGGCGACUGGUGACAAGCUCGGAGACCGACGGCUUCUCGUCGAGUGAGGAAACUCGUGAAGAGAAAGAGGCGAACAAAUGGAAGAGACGAGGCACUUCGUCGGGGCCGAGUCAUCGACGGUCCAGAAGUCGGCGUCUCGAGUCUCUGCGUGGGCGACAAGAGACAGGGAGAGGAGACAGGAGAGACAGGAGACGCGGGGCGCUGUCUUGGUCAGAGAGCUCGGUCUCCGACGACGUUUCGACUCUCCAUUUAUCCACGGACCGAAAUAAUCUUUCAAGGAAACGCGAAAAACUCCCUGUCGUUUUUUCGGCCUCUCGCUCCCAGUCAAGGAAUCGCUCUUCUCACCGAGACAGAACAGUCAAACACUCCGCUCUUUCCUCUUCUCAUUCUUCUCGUUCUUCGUCUUGCUCUUCUUCUUCUCGUUCUUCGUCUUGCUCUUCUUCUUCUCGUUCUUCGUCUUGCUCUUCUUCUUUCGCUUUUUCACCUCGUCGAGUACGCACAGGCGAGAACGUGGAGGUUCUCGUGGAUUUGCUGAAGGAGGUGGAUGGGCUGAGGGGGUCCCGUGCGUCUCCUUCUACUUCCCUGCGCCUCUGUCGCUCCGCCUCCAGAACGGUCCGCAGGAAGGAGACAGACACUGUGAGACGAAGAGACAAGGAGAAAACGAGAGCGAGCAGGCGAGUGAGGGAAGCGAGCCAUGAACGAAACCACGAGAGAACAGCCUCCCGGCGUCGCUCGUCCUCGGGCGCCAGGGGGAGAAGCACAGACGGCGAGGGAACGGCAGCUGGAGAGACAGAGAUGCACAAGUGGUGGAAGAAGGUCCGCGACGAAGACGAGCUCCUCGCUCUGCUCGUACGCAGACAGGAGAGCCGCUUGGACGCAUAUCGGGAGAAGCCGCGGGCAGGCGGCAGUGGCGAGAGGCGAGGAGGACGCAGAGAAGCUCAGGGAUUGCAAAGCGAUGAAGAAAACCGCAAGGCGAGUGUGCGAUUGGCGUUCGAGCGAAGGAACGCAUCCAGGAACGUGAAGAGACCGGUGGACGCCGGAGAGCCCGACGCGCCGGCGAUGUCUCGGGUGUACGGACUCCCCGAGUUGAGGCGCGGCGACAUGGCUUCCCGUUCUCCGACGUCAGGGGAGAGGAAGGGAGAGGUGCAGCAUGCGCUUGGCGCGGUCUCGCCACAGGUUCGUUUCCGCGCAGAAGUUUUCGAGACCUCCUCUCUCGCAGUCGCGGCAGGUGACGCCUCUCGCCGUUGCCUCAUUUGCUCUUCCUGCGGAGGCGGUGCCCUUGUCUUGGGAAGACGCGCAUCGGAAGUCACCUUUUCUCAGCUCCUCGCAACGGCACACGCACCGUCUUCUUCUGUCUGCUCUUCCCUUUCUUCGCCCUCCGUCUGCAUUGUGGGAGGAGAAGGCGUAGUGGAUGAGGCGACGGUUCCUGCCUUGUCGGAGAAGACACAGGAAGCGCGGCGGCGAAGUCGAAGCGAAAGCGCAAGGUUUUGUGCGCGUUCGCUCGGCGUACGGGGAGAGACAGAGACGUUUGCGGAGUCUUCUGCUCUCGUUCUUUCGGCUCUUCCGAACAAGUUGUCCGGGGAAGAGGAGGCGGGUGAGCCGGAGUUUACGAAACUCGUUUUCUUCUCUUCAUCGAGGUGCUCAACAGCGGCGUCCUCUCCCUUGAUUCAAGGCCCUUCCAGCAGUCAAUCUGCGCGAGAAAGUACACACAAACGACCUCCUUCUCCUCCUGGCUCGUCGUCUUCUUCCUCUUCCUCGUCUUCCAGUUCUCCUUCCUGUUGGGGUAGCCGAGGCGAACUGAGAAGAGUGGAUGGCAGAGGGGCGAGGAAGCGAAAUGACGCGAAAGAAGAGAGCGACAGCGAGGGAGAGAAGGCAGAGAAGGCAGAGAAGGGAGAGGAGGGAGAGAGAGGCGAUGAUGACAGACAUGGAGAGAAGGCGGCGAUGGAACUGGAAGCUCUGAGGCACCAGCUGCAGUGCCGGGAGGUUGCGCUGCUUCUCGUUGAGGAAGAGAAGAAAGAAGAGAUAGAGAGAGAGGAGGCGAAGAGAGUGGCGCUGGAGGAGAAGAUACAGAAGCAAGAAACGGAACUUGCACUUGCGAGAAAAGAAGUCCAUGAAAAGGAAGAAAGAACGCGAACUCUGCAGCUACGCUUGCAGGAGACACAGGCCCUCCUGGACCGCCUGGCGAAAGUCCGGAAAAACCAAGCGGAGAAAAAAGGUCGAGCGAGGGAAGAGAGAGACGAAGAAGAGGGAGAAAGAGAAGGAGAGAAGAAGAACUGUCGGCGAGUGCAAAACGAGACAGAAGAGAGAGAGAGGCGGAGAGGAUCGCAGACGACACAAACGGAGACACGACUGUUGCUGUGUGCAACAUGCGCGCGCGAGGUUGACGGGAACCCACAGGGAAGGGAGACAGGAGAGCGCGAGGAAGAAGGACGAGCGACAGAAGAGAGGAUUCGAGAACUCGAGGAAGAGCUGCUGGUGCAGAAAGCUCUUUUGGAAGAAAGUGAAGAGCGGCGGGGCGUUCUGGAGGACCAGCUGGUCGCAGUUUCGAACGAGCGUCAGGAGUGUCAUGACCGGUGGAUCGACUUGCAGCGCGAUCACGACGCUCUGCAGCAUGCGGCGGAGCAGCGCUGUUUGCUGCUGUCUGAGAAGCUGGCGCGAGCAGAGCGAGUGUGCGUUUCGACUUCUGACGAGGCCUCGGAGGCCUUGCGAAACGCAGAAACACAACUGACUCUCGCGCUGGACGCGCGCGCGAGCCUCGAAGCCGCGCAGGCCGCGGCCCUCGCCUCUGCGAAGAGCGAAAAAGAGGAGCUCGCGAAACAGGUACACUCACUGAGAGCGCGACUUCGCCGGGUCGAGGAGGAGAAGCGGGAAGAAGCGAAAGAGAAGGCGGAGACUCGCGAGGAAGCAGACUCCCUGAAGAAGAGCCUGGAGCGCGAGCGGCGGGAGAAAGAGACGUGGAGGCGACGCGGCGAGGCCGAGGAGGAGCGACGUCGAGCGGUGGAAAAACUCCACGCGCGGCAAAUCUCCAAGAUCGAAGAGCUGCACAAACGACGCCACAUGCAGACGCUCGAGUUGCAGACAGAACGCCGGCGACUUGUUGAGGCGCAGGCGAGGAGAGACGCAGCGAGAGACGCGGAGUUCGCUCGUCGCGAAGCUCAGCUGGAGGCCCGGCUCGAGGCACUCCGUGAAGCAGUGAAGGAGAGGGAACGUGAGAUGGAGAAACUCGUGGAGGAGAACCAGCGGGAGCGGCAAAAGGCUGACGCAGAGACGCAAGGCGAGCGCGAACGCGUCGAAGCACUGGAGGCGAGGCUGCGGGAGCUGAAGCGCGAGAGAGAGGUAUCGCAAGACCUGGAGAGCGACCUGCGCGCAGCCCUGCAGGCGCAGCGAGAAGAAAACGAACUGAUCGCGCUCGAAGCCGUCCGCGUCCGCGCCGUCGCGAACAAGAGAGAACGAGAAAAGCUGGAGACGGACACUAGGAGAGUCAAGAUAUGUCUCGCGCUCCAAGAAAAACAGCAAACGCUUCUUGUGCAGGUCGCCCACGCGCUCCUGUGCAUGCAUGGAGUGGGCGAGACGGAGACCGGCGAGAAAGAAGAAAGCGACAGAGGUCAGGCGCGAGAAGGCGAAGAGCGCAGCGAGGAGAGAAAACGAGGAACGUCUGAGCAAGGACAGCGCGAAAAGAGCCUCUCGGAAGAUGGACGAACAAGAGGGGUCUCGUCGCAGGAGGGAGUGUUCGGGGGGGUGCUUCGGCAAGUCUUCAGAGCGAUCGAGGAGGCGGAACAAGACUUGCUCAGACUCCGCCUCGAGUUGAGGUCACUGAAGAAAGCAGAAGGAGCCCGCGAAGGAAGAAGAGAAGACAAUCACAACACAGAGCAACUCUCUCGAGGCAGAGAACGUCGCUGGAGCCAUCGGUCGCGCUCGGCGUUGCCUGCUCUCAGCCUCUCUUCCUCAGUGUCUCCCGGCCGACCUCCACGGGCGUCCAGUGUCCAUGAACCUUCCUCUUCUUUUUCGUCUUCGUUUUCGUCUUCGUUCGCGUCUUCGUUUUUGUCUUCUGGGUCUUCUUUUGGUGUCUCCGUUGCGGAGGCGAAGAAGGCUCGACUGCCCAGAGACGCAGCGAGGAGGGGCGAGGGCGUCUGUCGCCUCGCGACUUCGGGGGAGGAAGACCUUGAGUCGAGGAGAGAAGAGAGCCGAGAGGCGAGGAGAGGAGAGAGCGACUGUGGAGGAACGCAGCGUUUCAGCGGGCGAGAAGGAGCGUGCAGGAGGUGCAGAGAACUUUCGAGGGAAGUGUCUGUACUGCAGAGAUCGGUGAGAAGAGCGAGGAGCCAGAGGCAGAACAACUGGACUUCACCAGCAAAAGAGCAAGAAGACUUCGCGCGACAGCUGGAGGCUCAAGAUGAGAAACUCCGAUGCUUCUUGACUCAAAUCGACGAACAAAGACACCUCCUGAGACAGCACGAACUCCACGGCCAGCAACAGGCGCGACUGCUGGCGGAGCAGCGCGAGGAGCUGCGGCGGUCGCAGCGCGACUCGGCUCGCAUGCGCGAGGAGCGAGAGACGAGUGUCUGGGUGCGAGAGAAACUGGCGAGACACAGUGAAAAACUCCUCGUUUUCGUCUUGGAGGCGCUGAAACACUACGCGGACUUCUUCGACUCAGUGGCUCCCGAAAAAGUGGAAAGAAAGAACAGACAGAAAGGACGCGACGGGGAGGAGAAGACGACGAGUCUGGACGCCGCAGGAAAAACGCGGUCCCGGUCGGGAAAUGCCGAGAAACGUCCGAGGCGCCAAGCCGUCACCUCAGGUGUACGUACACCCGAGGGCGGCGCGGGAGCACGAGGACAGUCGCGCGAAGACGAAGGAGGGGGGGCGGAGGAGAGGGCAGGUGGGCGUUUUUCUCCGCUGCCCUCACCCCAAGCUUUGGAAGCGAAGUUGCUGGUGUAUCUGAUCUCUUCUCAGGGGGAGAGCGAGGAGGACGUACGAGACUCCAUGAGUUGCUCUCCGGCUGGGCUUAGCGCGGAGAAGUGCAACUCGCGAGACGCGAAGAGCGAGAAGGCAUUCAGAAAACGAGGCGCGCGACGGAGCUGCUCGGAAGCUGCGUCGGCGCGCGUGUCUGUCCAGUCUGGCGCGUCGCCUUCUCUCCGGCGCUCUUCCUCGCAGCAGUCUUCUGCCGCGUUCUCGCGGUCUGUCUCGGCUUUCUCAGAGUCCACAGGCUCGGCGGCCUCGAGCCGACAUGCAGCGCGCUGGAGAGAAGAGACCACCGUUUCUGCAGCAGCGGCACAGACGCAGAUGACCGACCGGCAGAGCGAGAAGGGAGGAGCGAACUCCAGAGGCAGCUUCCUGCACGGAGGCGACUCAGUUGAAACAGAGGGCGGGUGUGGGGAGUCGUCGUUCGUUCCCAGCGAGCUGAGAGCUCUCAGGGAAAUCAUCGAGAGGAUCCACGCGCUCGUCCUGCAAGUGGCUGCCUCGACGUGCCUCUGGAUGCGCCGCAAGUGGAAACUCCGAGCAAUUUUGCAUGCAAUGAAAAAACAGGCGUUGGCGACCCGCGAGGAACGAAGGAAACUCGAAGGAAGACACAGUGGCAGAAGCCCAAACAGGGAAGAAAUGAGAGAAGAAGAGGUAGAAGAAGGAGACGGAGUUCGUCGCGAGGGCUCUGGAGAGGAGACGAGGGAGGGAGUCGGUGAGGAGCCGAGCGGUGGUGGAGACUGGCUCUCGCAUUCUGAUGUUUUUGAAGGGGAGGAAUGCACGUCGCGGAGAGAGACGGUCAAGUCAACAGAAGAGCAUUGGGAAGACGAUUCCAACUCUCAGGAUUCCUCCAAAAAGGCCGUCGCGACACUCGCUUCACGGCCUUGUUUGCCGGCUUGUUCGAGUUCGAUGAGAGACGCAAACUCUGUCGAAAGAAACUUGUGGACGCGGUCCGUUUCUUCUCUUUCCGCGGUCGGCCCUGCCUUCGGUCCCUCGUCUCCGCGCAGCCUCUCUAAGGCCGCCACCCUGGUGCCGUACACCAGUCGGCCGCUCGUGUCGAUUCCUCCGGCUUCUUCCUUUUCUUCGUUUCUGCAUCUUCCGGUGCAGCCGGUUGAAGAGGAGAAGGAAGAGGAAGGAACGCCGUACUUCCCGGUGCUUCUGGGCUUCGAGGGAGGCACCAGUGGCAGCAGCGGCUCUUCGCAUAAUGGAGAAGAUCGCCCUGGUCUCCUUUCCUCUCUUUCUUCUCGUUCCUCCUUGUCUGUCUCCUCUGCGUUCUCGCAGUCUGUCGCCGCGUCUCCUCCCUUUGCCUUGCCACCUAGUCGACCUCGCCUCGACGUCGCGGAGACGAAGCAGAAGGAAAGGGAGACAGAGACACUCCGCAAGACGCUUGGCCAAAAAAAGAGCUCACUCUUGAGACUGGAUGCGCAGUCCGACGAAGGAGACGUAGAAGGCGAAUCCCAGGGCUGCCUCGAAGAAGAAUCCUCGGCAGAAGAGAGAAAGCCGCGCAGAGAGACACAGGAUAUCUCCUGUCAGGUCCGGACAACAGCAGGCGGAACGGCGCGAGGCAGAAAGGAGAGAGAGAGAAGAGAGGAGAGAAAGGGAGGCAGAGAAGAAGAGAGAGGGGACGCGCCAGGGAGACGGCUGGCUUUGGGAGAUCUUUUCAGCAGCAGCGGAGGCUAGGGGAGGAGGGGCAGAGAAAUGAGAGGAGAGAAGAACUACAGAAGAGAGGAGACGGUAGAUAGACAAGCGAGACGAGUUUGCAGAGAGAGGAACACCGAAAACGAAGAUGAAGCGACAGAAGGAGGUUUUCUUCCGGUGAGAAUCCGGAGGUGAGAAGACCGUGCUGAAGGGACGGAGAGCGGAGUGGAGAGAGAAACCGGGAGAGGAACAGGGUAGAGGACAACGAGAACUGAAAGGGAGGGAAGAACAUGCGUUCAUGUACUUUCGAAAGGGGCGUUUUCGCCACUGUUUGCUUUUGCGUGAAUUGGUUUUCGUGACACACUUCCGCAGGGACUGUGGGUUGUCACCCGCCAAUGUCUUGUCAAGGAACUCUCCUUUUUCUCACUCUUUCGAAAGACACUCGCGAAAAAAGAGAAACGGCGGACACAGAGAACGGGCAGCUGCAAGAAAAGAAGUUCUUCACAGAACACUGGGGAAACCGAGCGUCUCGCCUCUCUCUGCUCCUCUCGGACACGAGCUGUACAGACACAAAACGAGCCUUGCACUAAAGAGG